AUGCUGAAAGAUGUGCCCGUAGAAUCAAUGAAAGUUGCAUCACAAAAUAUAGCGAAAAAUAACCCUGUUUCGUCAACGACGGAGUCGCUUGAAGGAAACGUUUCGGCUAGAAGCAUGGAAAGUGUUGCAUUAGAAGAUGUCCAUGAAGAGUCUUCCGGAGGUGAUCAAACAGCGAAGAGCGCAUUUCAACUACUACCCGAAUUCAAUGGAUUGACGGGAUCUGAGCCACAAUCGAAAUUUAAAAUGAGUACUGCGUAUACUAUUCCUCAUGCACCACUAGAAAUGUCAAAAACAGUCACAGCAGAUGUACAUUUUAGUAAUCCAGAGAGUGAUAUCCAAGAAGAACCAUACACUGCUCACGCCAUUUCCAGCAGCCCCCCAGAACGUAAUGACACAGAUGAGUUAAGUAACGACACUUUAGCUUCAAAUUCAAGAGAUUUUCCCAAACAAAGCGUAAAAGCGAAACCUUCGGAAGAAAAAAUUGGGCAAAUCACACGGCUAAAAAAUAUGCCGAAUGAAUGCGCCUCCCUGGAUGAUGGAGCUGACGAGUCUGAGAUUGAAGAUGACAGUUACAGGAAAUUCACUGAAACUGAAGUCGGCUUUGCUCAGCCAAAAUUGUCAACACACGGACGGCAGACCGAUGAUGCUCAAAACGCUUCGACCAUACGUACAUUUACUGAAGACAUCGAGCACUGCAAGGCAAAAACUGAAGAAACCAACAAUGUUACUGCAACGAAGCCCGGUAACACUUUCGGAGAGCAGAAUCAAAAUGUUGGUGAGUUCAAGGCAAGCAGAAUGUAUACUAGUGAUAUUUCAAGUUCGUCAUCAUCAAUUGACGAUGAACAUACAGAUAAUACUGAAUUUACCACACCCGAGAAUGCAACAAAUUACAAGGAUUACACAUACGGGAUUGGAAAAGCAGGUUUUUCGGAACAUAAGACUUUGCAUGCCAAAAAUUUAAUGGGCAACGUUACUGCAAACAGCAAACCAACCGCCGGAACAGGAAGGAAGUUGGAACAAGGCACUGUUGUCAAUGAAAUGUUCACUGAUGAUGAAUUUAACGAGCGUCUGAUAUGA
Molecule: messenger RNA, 1077 nt
Organism: Gongylonema pulchrum
Lineage: Eukaryota; Metazoa; Nematoda; Chromadorea; Rhabditida; Gongylonematidae
Source: the annotation of a GenBank genome assembly